This is a messenger RNA of Olea europaea var. sylvestris, 2288 nucleotides long. RefSeq names its product mitochondrial substrate carrier family protein B-like. The transcript is spliced from 7 exons. NCBI's taxonomy places the organism in Eukaryota, Viridiplantae, Streptophyta, Magnoliopsida, Lamiales, Oleaceae. Bases 228 to 1037 code for a protein of 269 amino acids. Gene Ontology annotation, biological process: transmembrane transport. The record is from RefSeq and is a predicted model, not a curated record.
ACGCAUGAAAGAGAGAAAUAUUCGAAGUAAUAUUCCCACCACAAAAUCGAUAGUAAUAAUUAAACAAAGAUUGUCAGGGUUUUCUGUACGGUUUCUCUCUCUAAUCUAACCUACAGAAAAUGCAAACUCAAUUUCCACAAAUUAAAUACUCACGAUUCACGAACUCCAGAUGAUCCAGCAAUAGAAUUCGAAUACAACUGAAAAAUCAGUUGAAUUUAAUUUCAUAAAUGGAAGCUAGGGUUGGAAUAUCGAGUCAUGGAGGAGUGGUGGAUGGUGGUGGUGGUGCUGCCACCAGGAAGUUUCUCCACCGCCACCAUUCACGGCCGCAGCAGCAGGAUCCGCCGCAUAUAUCCCAGAUUGGUACUAUGCCUCAUCUCCUCGCCGGUGGUGUCGCCGGAGCUUUCAGCAAGACAUGUACUGCGCCUCUUUCUCGUCUCACCAUUCUCUUUCAGGUACAAGGCAUGCACUCAGGUGUUGCAGUAUUGAGUAAGCCCAGUAUGUGGCAAGAGGCAUCACGUAUUGUCAAUGAAGAAGGUUUUAGAGCUUUCUGGAAAGGAAAUCUGGUUACGAUUGCUCAUCGACUUCCUUAUUCUUCAGUCAACUUCUAUGCAUACGAACGCUACAAAAGUAUUUUAAAAUCCAUCCCUGGACUGGAUGGUCAUGGGGGAAAUGCAAGUGCGGAUAUUCUUAUGCACUUUAUGGGUGGUGGUUUGUCAGGAAUAACAGCUGCUUCUGCCACUUAUCCACUAGAUCUUGUGAGGACACGGCUUGCUGCACAGAGAAAUGCAAUAUACUACCAGGGAAUUUCUCAUGCAGUUCGAACUAUUUGCAGAGAUGAAGGUUUUUUUGGUUUGUACAAAGGACUUGGAGCAACAUUAUUGGGUGUUGGACCCAGUAUAGCCAUAAGCUUUUCUGUUUAUGAGACCUUGAGAUCUUAUUGGCAUUCUCAAAGGCCCAAUGAUUCUACUGUUGUGGUCAGCCUUGCUUGUGGCAGUCUUUCUGGGAUUGCCUCAUCAACAGAAACCAGAAAAUCAUGAGGUACCUGCCCUUCGAAGUAACACAAUUCUUCUCAGAUGAUCAUGAUAUUAUUCUAUUGUUGAUAAUAUUUCUCUGAAGUUUCUAAGUUGUCUCUGAGCUCGGCUUAUUCUUGAAGCUCAAAAACUUACAUGGUCAGGCCCCUUAUGCCACAAGUGCAUAAGAAUCCAAAGUAGCAGGCAGUACACUACAUGGCAUGCUAAGGUAAGCAACUUCCUGAUAUCAGAUAAAACACCAGAUCAUUUUUCAGAUUACAAGGAUUCUUUAGCGGUAGUUUCUUCUUUCUGACAAGUUUUUCUCCCUUGAACUACCAUAUAUCGCAUGUAUCAGGCUGUCCAGUAAGAUAAGAUGUCCAUAAGGGCAUGUUUCCAAGGUUGGACUCAACAGUACUUGAUGCAGGGUAGCGUGUAUAGAUGCAUGAGAACACGAAAGUAAAAAACAACCUCAUGUUGAUUCACUGAUGAAUACCAUAGAACUAGGCAUCAAAGACUCGUUGACUCUCAUGGAAUGCUGAGAAUUUAGGCAUAUGAUUGAGAACACCAAUUUUUCAUUUCAACAAGUCUGACUUUCCAAAGACGUGUGGUCCUAUUUAUCCAAUACUAUAGAAUUCUAUUUAUGAGGAAAUUUCAAAAUAUCAUAAUAAAAUCCUAUACGAUAGUAAUUGCAAGACUUCAAUAAACAAAACUUUGUUAUGAAGAAAAUGUUCUAAAACUACCAUAUAAUUCUAAAAUUGCCAAAUACUUAAUUAUUUCUAUAUGUGGGCUGAAUUAGAACUGGUUAUGAAUAAGGAAGAAAAGAAGUUAGAUUUUCAUGUUGCCCUCUCCAAUACUGUUUAACUCAGUCCACCAGUUUACAAUAAUUUUAGGCAUUUAGAAGAGAAUUUAUCCAUUGCCUAUCUGAUUAGGCAGCCUGUAGCUUUCUCCUUGCUUUACAAAAAUUAUCUUUGCCAUCUUUGAUCACAAGAAAUUCCAACAUUUCUACCCAGAAUAUGAUGGAAUUUCCACCUAAAUUUGUACUGCAAGGUCAAAAAUGAGAGCAAUGCUGACCCCAAGAUAUCACUCCAAAACUAUGCAAGCCAAAGGAGGUUGAAAUUAUUAUUUUCUUUCUUUCUAUAGUUCAUAGACAGAACAGUUUUACGAAUUCUCCCGUCACUUCAGGAUUUCUUUCUCAAUUACAUUAGUGUUGGAAUUGGUUCAAAAAAUUAACCGAAAAUUGGUUAAGUGUAAAACUAAGAAAAUGAAAAGGUGUAACUU